Molecule: messenger RNA, 564 nt
Organism: Sesamum indicum (sesame)
Lineage: Eukaryota; Viridiplantae; Streptophyta; Magnoliopsida; Lamiales; Pedaliaceae
Source: RefSeq, a predicted model, not a curated record
AUGCUUGUUGCAGAAGAAAAUAAUCAGCUUUUGUUGAAUAACCAUCACACCCGACCCACUGGUUCCAAGCCACUUCCUGAAAUUUCAGCGGCAUUGCCUGAAGCAAAUGCUACUUCUUCACGAAAGGGGCGUGGUCGUUACCAUGGCUCACCACGGGGCCAUUCUUAUGGUCGUGGUCAUGGCGGUCGCGGCCGUGGUCGUGGUCGCGGUAAUGAUCGUGGUAAUACAUGGAUUAAUCCUAUUAUUCAGAAGCACAAUGGGAACAAGGCAAAGAAUCAACAAGAGAAAACUACAAAUGAAAAUCUUUGCUAUAGAUGUGGGAUUUCUGGGCAUUGGUCCCGUACCUGUCGUACGGCACAACAUCUGGUCAAAUUAUACCAGGCUUCUGUAAAAGCGAAGGGUAAAGAAGUUGAGACUAAUUUUGUUGAGGCUGGAAUCGCAGACAAUACCCACAUGGACGCUUCAGAUUUUUUCCAGUCUAUUGAAAAUGAAGAUAAAAAUCUCCCUGAGCUGCCCCUACAGUUUGGUGACAUUAUUGAGGAUUUUGACAUGCUUGUUGAUUAG